UUUCUGCCGCUGCUCUGAGAAUUUGUUGUGAGCAGCCCCUGAGAGGCUUUCCUUCUCUACGGCUGACGAUAUGAUCAUCUCAGUCUACUUAUUCGUCUUGCUAUGGGAAGAGGCACAAGGAUGGGGAUUUAAGAAUGGAAUCUUUCAUAACUCCAUAUGGCUUGAACAAGCAGCAGGUGUGUACCACAGAGAAGCCCGAUCUGGCAAAUACAAGCUUACCUAUGCGGAAGCUAAAGCAGUGUGUGAAUUUGAAGGCGGUCGUCUUGCCACCUACAAGCAACUGGAGGCAGCCAGGAAAAUCGGCUUUCAUGUUUGUGCUGCUGGGUGGAUGGCCAAAGGCAGAGUUGGAUACCCCAUUGUGAAGCCAGGGCCUAACUGUGGAUUUGGAAAAACUGGUAUUAUUGAUUAUGGAGUCCGUCUCAAUAGGAGUGAAAGAUGGGAUGCCUACUGCUACAACCCGCACGCAAAGGAGUGUGGUGGAGUCUUUACAGAUCCCAAGAGAAUUUUUAAAUCUCCAGGCUUCCCGAAUGAGUAUGAAGAUAACCAGAUCUGCUAUUGGCACAUUAGACUCAAGUAUGGUCAGCGUAUUCAUCUGAGCUUUUUGGACUUUGACCUUGAAGAUGACCCUGGUUGCUUGGCUGACUAUGUAGAAAUAUAUGAUAGUUAUGAUGAUGUGCAUGGCUUUGUGGGAAGGUACUGUGGAGAUGAACUUCCAGAAGAUAUCAUUAGUACAGGAAAUGUCAUGACCUUGAAAUUUUUGAGUGAUGCUUCAGUGACAGCAGGAGGUUUCCAAAUCCAGUAUGUUGCUGUGGAUCCUAUAUCCAAAUCCAGUCAAGGAAAAAAUACAAGCACAACUUCUACUGGAAAUAAAAACUUUUUAGCAGGAAGAUUUAGCCAUUUGUGAAACAAAACAAGAAUGAUCGGAAUAUACAGUGUUUAUGUUUGCAUCUUUUGAAACCCACUUGCUCUCAUUUUUAUAUUAUUAUUAUCAAAGUUUAUUUAUUAUUUUUCUAAAUGUGAAAGCAAUAAAUAACUUGGGGGAGAUUGUAAAACACAGAAAACAUUAAAUGAGAAUGUAAAAUCUCUCAUAACCCCACUGCGUAGAAACAACAAAGGUUAACAUUUUUACAUUUUUUCUUUCAGUCAUUUUUUAUUUGUGGUAUAUGUAUAUAUGUAUCUAUAUGUAUUUUUAUUUGAAAUUUUGGAAAUACUGCUCUCUGUACAGUUUUAUAUCCUUUUUUUUAAACCUUAAACUUUAUGGCUUAAGCAUUUUUCAAAAUAACUGAGUGCUCUACAUAAACAUGAUUCUGAAAAACGUCAAAUAUUUCAUGGUAUGAUUGAUCCGUACUUUAUUUAAACCUGUCUUUAUUGUUGGAAUUUUAGGUUGUUUUUCAAACAUAUCUCUGUAAUAAUAAACGUUCUUGAACACAAA
Molecule: messenger RNA, 1432 nt
Organism: Tupaia belangeri chinensis (Chinese tree shrew)
Lineage: Eukaryota; Metazoa; Chordata; Mammalia; Scandentia; Tupaiidae
Gene: TNFAIP6
Product: TNF alpha induced protein 6
Exons: 6
Coding region: 71-904 (277 amino acids)
Biological process (GO): cell adhesion; negative regulation of inflammatory response
Molecular function (GO): hyaluronic acid binding
Source: RefSeq, a predicted model, not a curated record